GGUAACGAUCUAGUUUCCGCUUCCGUUUUAAAAUGGUGGCAUUUCCGUUUUAACGCGUGUGUAAAUGAUGAAUUUCCAUAUGUUUUCAAGAUGUUUUACUAAUAUUUUGAGAUCAUCUUUACCAAAGAAAGACUUACAAAAGCUUGUUACACAUAAGUGUCAGGUUUGGAGUACAACACAGCAUUCACAAUCAUUUUCAGCUUUUCAAAAUGCAAGAUUUGACCCCAAACAAAACAGAAAUGAGACAGAAGCGUAUAAAAACUAUUGCAUGCCCUCAAUGCUGGUGGUCAGACAUGUGAGAAACAUUACCACUGAGAAUGAAUAUGAACCAGUCAGAGAUCCAAGCACUAUCAGAGGAAAAAUAGACAAAUUUGAUUAUUCAGGUGAACUGGCUCCAUUACGGAAACUUAACCCCAACGAUACCUUGUUUGUGUUCAAUAGUGUUGAAGAACUGAAGCAAGCACCUGAAGUUGUCCAGAGGUUAUGUUCUAUCGAGUUUGCUGAUAGGCUACAGAAGAAAUUUCACCGAAUAUUUGCAAUGAAGGAGAUGAUACAUAAAGUAUGUGGGGUGGAACAUAGGCGAGAGAUGAUCGUUGCCAAUAUGACUUUGCAAAUUCGAGCAACCGUUCACCACCUACAAAAUUUUCCUAAGGAUAUGCAAGCCAAGAGAUUUGUUGUGGAAAAAAUUGCAAAGAGGAAAAGGGAACUGAGACGAAUGCGUUCGGAAGAUUAUGAAAGGUUUUUGUGGCUAAUGAAGGAACUGGAAAUUAAAUAUGUGGCACCUUCUGUGCACAAUCGAAAGGAGACGAAAUAUGGUCGCAGGAAGAGACUAGCCAGGGAAGAGGCUUUCAUGAUGAAAGCCCAGAAGCUUGACGAACUAAAGGCCAGAUUGGAGGCAGAAAAAAUUAUAUUUUUGAAAAAGAAAGCAGCCAUAAUGAGUGAAAUAGAAGUUGAUAUGAAAAAGUUUAAUAUUGACAAGGAAGAGUUGUUGAAAAAGGUUGAAGUAAAGAGACUUGAAAAGUUAGGUUUAAAUAAGUAGUCAAUUAAGAGUCACGAAAAACUUUGAAAAAAAAUGUGAUGAAACAUUUACACAUUUACAUGAUGUUUGCCAUCAAAUAGUUUUGCUAAAAUUCUAUGUUUGAAACUGAUAUAUUCAGAUAACAAUUGAAUGAGAUUGCAAGGAUAGAUGUUGGAUAGUACUUGUAACGUUAUGUGUGUUGUACUUGUGGAUUGAACUUCAGAGUUAAGAACAGUGACUGAAUUGCCAAAAUUAAAUAUCUUAACCUAUAUUCAAGAUUACUGGUUAUUUAUGUAAAAAGUUAAAACAACUGCUGAAGAACCAAAAGGUCCGGACUAGAGUAACGAUAUUUGGCUGAUAGCUUCCUUGGAUGGAGCCAGACAAAGUUUGUAAAACAUUACCAUCUCUGAAGGUCAUAGGGGUCAAAUAUGACAAAAACUUCUGACAACUUCUUAUAAUGAACUAAAAGUCAAGAGUCAUGAUAUUUGUCAGAAAACUUCCAAGGUUGUAUCACAACAAAGUUUGCAAAUAAAAAUAUGAUCUACUAUCAAAGCCACAGGGGUCUAAUAUUUCAAAAAACAUCAAACCACUUCUCUUGGAGAGCCAAAAACGUCUUUAGUCACUACCUUGUUGGAAUAUUUUAAAAAAGAAAUAACCUUUAAAACCUUCUAAGAACUUACUCUAUGCCAAAGAGUCCUAUUUGUUCAAUAGCUUGCUGUCGUAUAUUCCUACAAAGUUUGCAAAAGAAACGACCUUGACCUAUACUCAAGACCACAAAAGUCAAAUCCCGUCCAACCCUUCCCAUCUUCUGAACAAGACUAGAAAGCCCAAAACUUAUAAUAUUUUGUCUGCAGUUGGUUAACCUGUAAUGCUUCACAGUAUACUAUAACAAAUGAUUGACCUGUUUUAAAGGUCACUGACAUCAAAUGUGUAAGCAUUUUUUUAAAACCAUUUCCUUGUACAAGGUCACAUGGCUGUAAUCCUAUACCCGUUUCUAGGAAGACCUAUCUACUAGUCCACUUUUCAAGCAGUAUGCAAAGCCAUUUAUGUUCAGUAUCAAACUAAUGUUAUGACACUGGAGGGAGUUGAGACAUCAGGGACAACCCAAGUGAAAUGGCAAAAUUUAAAGCAACAAAAGCCUCGUGUUGACACUACUUUCUGUAAAGGCAUUUGACCCCAGCACUCCCCAAUCUGCAAGCCUUCAUCAUGUCUUUAUGGUUUUAGAAAAUAAAACAAGUGUCUGCAACUGAAAAAAAACAAGCAGAAAAACAAACAAAAAUGGUGAGUUCAAUCAUUUUGGUCAAAUUUAUAAGUCCCAUCACAUCAAUGUUAUAAUUUCAUUGUAGCAUUUAAAUAUUACAGACUAAUUUCCACUUGCACUCCUAAUUGCUUUACACAUGUCAGGUGAGAGACAUAAGCCCUGUUGGCCUCUUGUUGGAGCUGUUAGAAAAACAUUUUAUUCAUCCAUAUAAUUUUCAUCACACCAUAGAAGUUUCAAGAUCUUAACUACUACUAUUGUAUAUUUCAACUUUUAGACACAAGGGAGACAACUCUUAUAAGUUUAUGUCGAAAUUUCAUUGUCAUGAAAUAAAGUAAACCUCCACUGGUAUGACCUACAA
Molecule: messenger RNA, 2637 nt
Organism: Mizuhopecten yessoensis (Yesso scallop)
Lineage: Eukaryota; Metazoa; Mollusca; Bivalvia; Pectinida; Pectinidae
Exons: 7
Coding region: 65-1039 (324 amino acids)
Biological process (GO): translation
Cellular component (GO): ribosome
Molecular function (GO): structural constituent of ribosome
Source: RefSeq, a predicted model, not a curated record